This is a messenger RNA of Porites evermanni, 995 nucleotides long. NCBI's taxonomy places the organism in Eukaryota, Metazoa, Cnidaria, Anthozoa, Scleractinia, Poritidae. The record is from the annotation of a GenBank genome assembly.
AUGCAAACUUUCAGCAACAAGGUGUGCCAAUUCAUAGCUAAAUUUAAAUCCAGACAAGAGUAUGAACCAAUACUUGGUCCUCUUGUCCAAAAUGCAAAGGCUGACAGUCUCCAGGUUGGCAACAACUGCUGGAGACAUCGGUUCAAGAAGGUUUUUACCACCGUUUUAGCAAAUGCAAAAGUGGGCUCAAAUGUGAAGUCAGUUUUCCAGCUUCCAGAACACAACCCUUUGCGCAAACAUUUAAGACCUUAAGGUUUAAAUUGACGUGCAAAAAGCUGUACAACAAGAUUUGUCGUUGGUUUAAGGAAAAGCGAAAAUCUAGUGAUUUUGAAUUUAGGUUUACUGGUGAGGAGACCAAAAAAUUUUGCCAUGGAUUCAUGUUUAUCAUUGAAGAUCUCAUUGGUGAUGGCUCAGAUAUACAGCAACCACACAAUUUCUUUGCCUUGUCAAUGGCAAGAAUGGGCCUUCAUUUAAGAAAUGCCUUGUCUCUUGCUGUCAGAGUCUCAGAUAUUAAGACAGAAGAUUUGCCUAAAUUAGAAGGGGAUUGCAGGAUGUAUUUUAAUUUAGCAUCUCUAUUUCAUUCCACCAAUGUUAGUGUCUGGACAAUGGGACAUUGUGUACCUUUUCACUCAAAGCAGUUAAUGGAAGAUUUGAAAGUUGGCCUUGGGAUCAAUUCUAUGCAGGGGAGAGAGGCAAAGCAUCAGCAAUUAGCAUCUUUUGCAGAGUUCUCCCUUCCCAAAAAUAGGUGGGAAAAAGUAUUCAGACAUGAGCACAUGGCACUGAUUUGGUUAAGGCAGCAGAAUCCCUUCAGUGAUGGUUACUCUAAGUGCAAAGACAAAUACAUUCCACCAAGGUGUUAUACCAAUGAAUAUUGUUUUUGUGGAAUUGCUUUCAAUAGCGAUGGUAAAUGUAAAUAUUGUGACAGUAAACUGUCAAAAGAAAUUGCCACUUGUGCUUCUUCUGGAAGCCUGACUGUGAAAAUGAAAGCAAUUUGA